CUGAGGAGUCCGCUGCCCUGAAGAAAGACUAUGCGCAGCAGGAACUCCCGGCCACCUUUGGUGCUUAUCUCGAACGAUUCUCCACGGGUGAUGCCCGCCGCAGCGAGGGGGUCAAACUGCUCGACCAGGAUCCAAGGGGCAAAAAAUUUAAUGACUCCCUGGCCCGAUCUCUUUAUGUCAUGGGCUGCCAGCAUAUUAUGGCCCCCUUUAUUGCCAAACUGCAAGAAUUCCUAGGGAGGCCGGUCGAGCUGGCUGAUCUUCCCCAGGCGCCCAUCGUUGAAGCCCAAUACGAAAAAUAUCAACGGGACUUGCAACGGGCUGCUGAUCGUGAAGCGGGGAGGGAGCCUGAUCCCCCCACUGACUCAGACGAGGAGGAGGGUGAUGAAGAAGACACUAGGGAGGAACAGUAGAUUUAGAAUUUAGUAUUUUU
Cuscuta europaea is the source of this 430-nucleotide messenger RNA. The record is from the annotation of a GenBank genome assembly. Lineage: Eukaryota; Viridiplantae; Streptophyta; Magnoliopsida; Solanales; Convolvulaceae.